Drosophila miranda is the source of this 954-nucleotide messenger RNA. It is a transcript of the gene Ilp7, whose product is annotated as probable insulin-like peptide 7. Lineage: Eukaryota; Metazoa; Arthropoda; Insecta; Diptera; Drosophilidae. The coding region runs from base 87 to 578 and encodes 163 amino acids. The record is from RefSeq and is a predicted model, not a curated record. The transcript is spliced from 3 exons.
ACGCGGCCAUUGUGUAAGCCGCACACACCAGGGACAUCCAAGGAUCUUGCAGCAGCAGCAGCUGCACCAGCAUUUUCCCCAUCAUCAUGGGCCAACCAUCGACUACUGGUGUCGGUCCCAGGAGCUGGACCCUCUGCGGAGCCGUUCUGCUGUUCAUUCUGCAGCUAUUCCAGACCUCCGAUGCACUGCAUCACACCGAGGAGGGACUCGAGUUGCUCUUUCGUGAACGCUCACAGUCGGACUGGGAGAAUGUGUGGCAUCAGGAGACCCAUUCCCGGUGCCGGGACAAGCUCAUCCGCCAGUUAUACUGGGCCUGCGAGAAGGACAUUUACCGCCUGACGCGACGCAACCGCAAGCGGACGGGCAACGACGAGGCCUGGAUCAAGCAGAGCUCCUCCUCCUCGAAACCUGGUACGCCCCCGUCGACUUGGCUGCACGUGAACUACGCCAACAUGUUCUUGAGGACUCGUCGCUCCAACGCUCCGUCGAUCACCAACGAGUGCUGCACCAAGGCUGGCUGUACCUGGGAGGAAUAUGCCGAGUACUGUCCUUCCAAUAAGCGACGCAAUCAUUAUUGAUUUCCCUUUGGUUGUUCUACAGAUACAUGUGGUUAUAUACUAUACUAUAUGCUUUUUGUUUUAUCUGUUGUUCUUGUUGUUGGUGUCAUUGUCGUUUGGGUGUGUGUGCAUCAGUGUGGGGCUAAAUGAAUAAAGUUUAUGGAUCGUCAAAGUUCUUGGGGUUCACAAAAAAAAACAAAAAAAAAACACUUGUACUAAGUUCAUCUAGAUUUCUAUACAUUCUACGAGUACAUAUAGUAUGUAUGCAUGUGCGGUAUAUCAGUAUAGUUGUUGACUAUUUUCUAAAUUAUAUGUUUUGGGUACCAUCAGACAAUGAGAGAGAGAGAGGGAGCAUGAAAGUAUAAUUAGAUAGAUGGAAAUGGGCUUCCCGUAAAGU